Leptosomus discolor (cuckoo roller) is the source of this 69-nucleotide messenger RNA. The record is from RefSeq and is a predicted model, not a curated record. NCBI's taxonomy places the organism in Eukaryota, Metazoa, Chordata, Aves, Leptosomiformes, Leptosomidae.
AAGGGAAAGGGAAAGGGAAAGGGAAAGGGAAAGGGAAAGGGAAAGGGAAAGGGAAAGGGAAAGGGAAAG